Messenger RNA from Arabidopsis thaliana (thale cress), 1182 nucleotides. Its product is annotated as Sulfite exporter TauE/SafE family protein. The coding region runs from base 1 to 1182 and encodes 393 amino acids. Gene Ontology annotation, cellular component: membrane. The transcript is spliced from 5 exons. The record is from RefSeq and is marked reviewed. Lineage: Eukaryota; Viridiplantae; Streptophyta; Magnoliopsida; Brassicales; Brassicaceae.
AUGAAGACACUUUUUGUCCUUUUUAUUCUCAUUCUCUGUGUUUUCGCGAUCAACGCUAAUCAACAAGAAGAGAUCAAUCAAGAGAGCACACAACAGACUCAUCAAAAUCUGCUCUACAAAGUCCAAAAAUGGAGAACAUCUUUGAAAGAUUCAAGUGAUGCAGAACUCAAGUUAUCUCCAGCACUCGUUGUGGCUGGAGUCUUAUGCUUCACGGCUGCUUUGAUUUCGAGCGCAAGUGGGAUAGACUUGAAAGCAGCUUCAAGCUUCUCUGCUUUUAUGGUAACCGGUGGAUCUAUAGCGAAUCUAAUCAACAAUCACUUUGGCUGUAAAAAAUUGAUUGAUUACGACUUAGCCUUGCUUCUUGAGCCUUGUAUGCUUCUAGGAGUAAGUGUUGGUGUUAUCUGCAACAAAGUUUUUCCUGAGUGGCUCAUCACUGGUCUUUUCGUGGUGUUCCUCAUGUGGUCUUCCAUGGAGACUUGUGAAAAUGGACAUACUUCUUGGAAAUUGAGUCUGAUAUUGCGCGAGAAAGAGGACAUGAGAGACUCGAGACUGGCCGAGGUGAAACGGAGGAGGACAAUAAUAUUCUUCAAGCACCUUUACUUGAAGAUCAAGAAAACAGAAACAAAGCAAAGCUUCCUUGGAAGAAACUUGGGAAUCAUAUCGAUAAAGCCUUGCAGUGUGGAGUAUUGGAUUCUACUGUCACUUCAGAUACCUCUUGCCUUAGUUUUCACAAUUUUGGCUCUCUCUAGAACCGAAAGUCUCCAAGAACAAUCCAUAAGCAAUCAAGAAGCCGGCUUAUUAGGCGGUAUAUUCGGUAUUGGAGGUGGAAUGAUUAUAAGCCCUCUUCUUCUUCGAGCUGGGAUACCACCACAGGUAACAGCAGCAACUACUUCAUUCAUGGUGUUCUUCUCUGCAACAAUGUCUGGCGUUCAGUAUUUACUACUAGGAAUGCAGAACACAGAAGCAGCUUAUGUGUUUUCUGUGAUUUGCUUCUUUGCUUCAACUCUCGGACUUGUUUUUGCUCAGAAAGUUGUACCUCACUUUAGAAGAGCUUCCAUUAUAGUGUUCUUGGUCGGGACAAUGAUGUAUCUGACGACAAUCGUUAUGGCUUCCUUUGGAAUUCUUGUGUUCUAUAUAGAUAAUGAUGCAGGAAAAGACAUUGGUUUCCAACUGCCAUGUUAA